AUAUCAGUGUUCAGAAGUUCUGCUAUGAGUGGACCAUUAGCAACUUUUCAUUUUGCAUGGAUGGAAUUCGUGAAAAUGUCACAAGCCCAAGGUUCUCAUUAGAGGCCAGUAAAGAAAUGCAAUGGUGUUUGAGGAUAUUCCCAAACGGUGUUGAUGACGAAAGUAAAGAUUACCUUUCAGUUUACCUGGGUUUGCUCAGUUGUCCAAAGAGCCCAGUUUGGGCAAAGGUACAGUUCUGGAUCAUAAACGCCCAAGGAGAGAAAUAUCUUAUUACAAAAAUGUCAAAUGUUUUAAGGUUUCUGCCAAAUCAAUACUGGGGAUACAAAAAGUUCAUCCUUCGAGAUUUCCUCCUCUACCAUAGGCAUCGGCUUCUCCCUGAGGACCAGUUCACCUUGUGCUGCAAGGUGAGCAUAGUAGAACGCUCCUUUAGCACUCCUGGAGAGAACAUGAGACCUGCAAUCAAGGAUCCAAGGCAGAUGUUGGUCAACGACAUAGGAGAGCUGUGGGAAAAUUCCCUCUUCACAGACUGCAGCCUGGUGGUAGCUGGCCAGGAAUUCAGAUCUCACAAGGCCAUCCUAGCAGCUUGCUCUCCAGUUUUCAGAGCCAUGUUUGAACAUGAAAUGCUGGAGAGCCUAACAAACCGCAUUGAGAUCCAUGACAUUCAUCUGCAAGUCUUUAAGGAAAUGAUGGCCUUCAUUUAUACAGGGAAGGCACCACACCUCCACAGCCGCUCAAUGGCCACUGAUUUGUUGGCAGCUGCUGACAAGUAUGACCUGCAGGGCUUGAAGGGCAUGUGUGAGGAUGCCCUGUGCAGGAACCUCUCUGUGAAAAAUGCUGCACACACUCUCAUCCUGGCUGACCUCCACAACACAGAGCACCUGAAGACUAGGGCCAUGGAUUUCAUUAUACUUCAUGCUUCUGAAGUCUCUGAUACCGUGGGGUGGAAGUCAAUGGUGGAGUCACAUCCCCACUUGGUGGAGGAAGCAUUUUACUCCCUGUCUUCCAUACAGCGUCCUGGCUUGGAGCCCUCACUGAAUGCUGAAAGACAUUUUAGGAGCUUAACGGCUAUGACCUACACCUGUCUUCCAACAGCAGCAACCAGUGUUUUUACAAAUGACUUCUGUUUAGACUACAGUAUUGCUGGAGCAUUUACAGUGAAUCUGGGGAAAGGCAGCCUGGUGGCUCAGGAUUUAAAACGGCUGUAAUAUCUCAAAAUGGUGUGUGGGCAAAGAGCAGCUCUAGGGUCAUGGACACUCUACCUGACAAUUACCCUGUUGAUGGUGUUUGAUUCUUGUCUGAUGUCUUGGAAACUGGGAUUCAACUGGCCUGACGCACAACCCAACCUACUUUCUUUGGAGAAACUUGUCUGCAUUGGACUGAGCAGAAUAGAUGACCUAACUUAUGUGUAUUAAGUGACAUGUAAAGUUUUUCACCUAAUUCUGGUGUAUAUUCUCUCUGCAAAUAAAAAUUCUUUCAACUUUACUGUAUGUA
This is a messenger RNA of Rattus rattus (black rat), 1491 nucleotides long. RefSeq names its product TD and POZ domain-containing protein 5-like. Lineage: Eukaryota; Metazoa; Chordata; Mammalia; Rodentia; Muridae. Gene Ontology annotation, molecular function: ubiquitin protein ligase binding. The record is from RefSeq and is a predicted model, not a curated record. Gene Ontology annotation, biological process: regulation of proteolysis; proteasome-mediated ubiquitin-dependent protein catabolic process. Bases 57 to 1205 code for a protein of 382 amino acids. The transcript has a single exon. Gene Ontology annotation, cellular component: nucleus; cytoplasm.